Aspergillus sclerotioniger CBS 115572 is the source of this 2998-nucleotide messenger RNA. Its product is annotated as peptidase family M20/M25/M40 protein. The transcript has a single exon. Gene Ontology annotation, molecular function: RNA polymerase II complex binding. Lineage: Eukaryota; Fungi; Ascomycota; Eurotiomycetes; Eurotiales; Aspergillaceae. The record is from RefSeq and is a predicted model, not a curated record. Gene Ontology annotation, biological process: mRNA 3'-end processing. Gene Ontology annotation, cellular component: RNA polymerase II, holoenzyme. Bases 162 to 2597 code for a protein of 811 amino acids.
UACACCAAUCUUUAGUCGCGCCAUUCGUUAAUUAUACCCAACCCUGCUGUGAUCAGCUGACGUAUGAUAUCUUUCCUACUGAUAUACCCAUUCCAAUCAUUACUAGAGCGCAGGGCUUCCGACGUUGGCAUUCAGGACAUACACUGAAAGUCUGACGAAGGAUGACGUUGGAUCUUCACCCCCCUCAACAAUCGGUCAGCGAGCGCAGAGGCCAACGAUUGGCCCCCUUGCAAACCAACUUCAGCCGUCCAACCGCACGCCCGGUGCAGGUUCCACCCGCGAGACCACAGCGUCCACGGCCCACGGACUACCAGGACGAUGCGGAGGCAGGCGAACGAGUCCCAUUGCAGCCAGCGCCAGUGAAGCGCCAGACGUCCAAGUCUAGCCUGCGAAAUAUUUUCGGACGCGAGAAAUCUGCCCGUAAGCAAGCCAACGACGCUAAGCUGUCGGGUAUCGAGGAGGUACAGCAGCAAAGCACACAGUCUGCAUCCGAAGCGGCGCCGGCGGUUCAGUCGCCUACUGCCACUGCUACACCUAAGACCACCGUCUCAACGGCCACGCUCCCCACGUCCCCGACCACCACGGGGUCGCAACGAUCCAGGCUGCCCUCCAGAUCUCGCACGAGAACCAGCGACGAGAAGCCAGCCGCGGGUGAAAUAGGAUGGAAACCCCCACCGCUUUUCCAGGCAUAUCCCCAAGCGAUCAAACAUGACUGUCUUCCCGUUCCAGCUAUGUCAGUGGACUCCAUAAUGCGCAUGCAUGCCACCUCGAAGGCAAAGGCUGGGUCUCGUGAAGAAGAAUCCCAGAAUGGAGAAUCUACGGAGGAUGGUGGCGCCCGAAAGAAAAAAGAGGACAAGGAGAGGAAGAGACACAUGCGCACCUUAUCUGAAACGAUGAAUAAAGCAGAGUGGACCCAAAAGGUUUACGUUCUAGCCACCGCCGGCUAUAUUCUGCAAUAUUCCGGCGUAGGGAAGUAUGAUCGACUACCGGAGAAGAUGUUACAGCUUGGUCCUCGAACUGUGGCUUUUGCUAGCGAUGCCAUCCCGGGGAAGCAUUGGGUGCUACAAGUGUCACAGACUGACGAAGAUGGUACCGAUUCGACCAAGCCUCACCGGUUUCGCUUCGGAUUCCACAGAUCCCAUUCCAAGAGAUUAGACCGCUGCUUCCUUCUUGUUUUCGAUCACCCGGAAGAUAUGAGCUCUUGGCUGUUGGCCGUUCGGGCCCAGAUAGAAGCUCGAGGGGGCAAGAAGUAUGUUUCGGAAAAGACAGCCGACGACGGCUCUGAGCCUCAGCUCCAGACCAAACCCAGCGUUCGCCAAUUGGUGACCAAAGAUCCAAACCGAUUUUCCACGAUGCUCCAAUUCCAGCAGACUAUACCUGGGGAAGAAAAGGACACUGGUUUGAAUGACCAGUCUCGUCGGAGCUCCUACAUCUCUGUCAACCGCCGGUCAGUGGUUAUACCACCGGCAUCGGAAUCUCGCUCUGGAUCGGUAUCCACCACACAUACAGAAACAACAUCGCCCGUAAGCGCAAGCGGGCGAUUUUACUCAUCAAUCGCCGGUACAAGUCUCCCGAAGCCUCCACUCAACGGUAGCGUAGCAGCAGCUUCGCUGGACGGGCCAUCGAGCCCAACUCUCUCGAGCUCAACGAAGCGACGAUCGCUGCAUGUGUCGUCACCAACGACAACAAAGACAGCCGCUGAAAUAGCCGCUGAGAUACCACGAUCACAGUCGACGCAGCCAGAUCCUGUGCUUCGCAGCACCUCGCCGCCGGCCCCUAAUUUCAGUGUGCCGUCUUUUAGCAAGAGAUUCACCGCCAGGUUCGGUCCACUCCAGGUCCCGCAGCUCUCACAGCUUCCUCCGGCCCUGGAUGAUGUAGGCAGCAAAAGCACUACCGCUGCUCUUUCUGCUUUUCCUUCUCCACCUCAAUCUCCGGGCAAGAUUAUGAACGGCUUCCCGCAGGACGAUCCCAACGAGCAGCAGCAGCAGCAACAGUUACAACAAGAAGAGCAACAACAACAACAGCAGCAGCAGCAAUGGCCGCUCCACGCCGGGCAAGCCAAGAGACCGCCACUACGCGUUUCCAGCUCUCAGGAUUCCCUGGCAGACCCGCAACGUGCGGCAGAUCCCAGAAGCCAUCGGCUCUCUCGCAUGCCCGGGGGCAUGAUGGCUAAUACCGCAUCCCAAGUGCCGCGACCAACAACUGCUGUCAGCGGAGGGCCAGGCCACGGCCCUCAGUUGGGCCCAGACUUGGCGAAUGCGCGUCGCGAUCAGCAACGGACCCGAGGUUCUGUCAUGUAUCAGCCCGAUCCAAACGUCCGCCUACCGCCAGUAGCCAUGGGUCGUCGAAAGAGCAUGCCAGGGCUAAUUGGACCACCUGCGGCGCCUCCUCCAAACUGCCCACUGCCUAAAAUCCCUUCUCCAAUCGAUCCACAAACACCUAAUUGGGGUGAAGUACCCGCAGAGCUGCGACAGUGCAUCUCACCCCCGCCGCUACAGACUAUUCGAGAACAACGGAAGAGCUUGGCGCCGUCGCCAGCCGGCCGCAGCUUCCAAGGCCGCAGUGUCUCCCGGCAUUCUAAGAUGCCUCCGAUAUAAUCGAUCCUUAAUCACUCCUUAUACAUACAUCCGUUCGCAUGAUGAACUCCAUGUCUUGUACGAGUUCAUCUUACCCUUUUUCAACAUUAUGCUUCCAUGUCGCCACGGCACAACUCCCUACCGUCGACUUUGACAGUCGACGAGGUCGAUCAAAGUAUCAUUACAUAGCGAUCCAGCGUUUUCACCUUUUCUAAUAUUACAUCUGAUACCAUUACUGUACUGCACUUAUGCCCCUGCGGGAUUGUCAUACCUAGCAGGCUAUUUCCUUCCCAGGUGGUUCGAAACCGAUAGAUAUUGCUGUUUGUUUUUCUUUUUUCCCCCUCUGUUAUACUUUCUGAUUUGUACUUUACUCUACCACAUAUUUAUACAUCGACAAUACCAAAUAGAACUCUAAUACUGCU